CUCUUCCCCCAGUCCCCUCCCCUAAAAUGAGUUUUCUUUUUUCUUUGGGAUGUGUCUUUCUCGCUCACCCACUCGGAGGGGGGUGUUAGUGAAAUUCCAUUCCACCGAAAGACGAAACAACAGCCAUCAGAGGUACGCAGUCCAGAAAGCUCCAAACAUUUGGAUGAAGUUGUGUGCAUAGACAAUCGGAUGCAUUGACUUUAUUCCUCAAACUGUCAGAGCUAAACACUUUUCGUCUGGUGAAGGAACCAUCUCCUCAUACUUUCAAACUUUUGUGGGGAUAAAGAGUUGAAGAUGCAGACAUCGAGGGUUCCUCUGUGUGCAGUCCUGCUCGCCCUGUGCUGGAUUGUGACAUUUCUGAUUAACGUGGAAUUAGUUGAUACAGCAAAAUCCAACACGAGGAGCAGAGACGUUCAGACCAGGAAAAACAGCAGCGUGCAAUCAAAAAGAGACGAAUUGCAGGAAACACCUUCAGAAGAUAUUCAAUUGGAUGAAGCGGUGGUUGAAAAAGAAAAACCAAAGAGUAGAAAGAGUCCUGAAGAGGUGUUAGCUGCCAAGGCAAAGAAAGCAGCCGAGAAAGAAGCCAAAGCCAAGAAACCCAAACCGACGAAGAAACCAAAGCCACCAAAACCAACAAAGAAACCCAGACCUCCAAAACCAACAAAGAAACCCAAGGCACCAAAGCCCACUAGGAAACCAAACACACAGAAGACCACCACGACACCAACCAGAAGGCCAGCAGUGAAGGAAGAAGAGAAGUUGCCCUUAGAGUUGGAUUGGGACACGUUAUCUCCAACAGAAUCAUCAAAGACUGAAAUAAAGAAACCAGACCAAGAUGAAGUUACAGAACCCGACCUCAUUCCUGAAGACAAAAAGCCCACGGGAAACACAGACGACCCCCGUAUAUACUUACCCAUCCCAGAGGAAACCAGCAAUGCCCCUCCGGCAGUUACCGCCUGGUAUGAAGAAUACGAUUAUGCUGACCUGGCCACAAAGAAACUAGAGGAAGAAAUGGAGAGAGAAAGAAAAGCCAAAGAAGAGAAAGCCGAAAAACUUCGGAAAUUGUUGGAAGAGGAGGAGGAGGAGGAGAAGAGAAAGCAGACGCUUCCUCCCGCCGAGCCAAAGAAAUGUCCUCCUCUUGGUCUGGAGUCUCACCGUGUGGAGGACGAUCAGAUAUUGGCAUCUUCAAUGUCUCAUCAUGGAUUUUCAGCACUGAGAGGACGUCUGAACAUGCAGAGUUCACCAGAUGAGGAGGAUGUGUACGGUGGAGCGUGGUGUGCCGACACAGAAGAGAAGGAGCAUUGGUUUCAGCUGGACGCCCGGCGUGAGGUGGAGUUCACCGGAGUCAUCACGCAGGGCAGAAACUCAGAAUCGCACAACGACUUUGUUUCGUCAUUUUUCGUGGCCUUCAGCAACGACAGCCGUGAUUGGACGGUGCUUCACGACGGUUAUGCUGAAUGGCUCUUUUAUGGGAACGUGGAUAAGGACACGCCAGUGAUGACGGAGUUCUCGUAUCCCGUGGUGGCCCGGCACAUCCGUGUCUUGCCGCAGAGUUGGAAUGGCAGCUUGUGUAUGAGGCUGGAGGUGCUUGGAUGCCCGUUACCCACUAGUUAUCCGACCGAGAACGACGUUCAGCCCACCGAGGACCUAGAUUACAGACAUCACAACUACAAAGAGAUGAGACAGAUGAUGAAGGUGAUAAAUGAAGAAUGUCCAAACAUCACCAGAAUAUACAACAUUGGUAAAAGCUCGCAGGGGUUGAAGAUGUACGCCAUGGAGAUUUCAGAUAACCCUGGAGAACAUGAAAAAGGUGAGCCGGAAUUUCGUUACACCGCAGGGCUUCAUGGGAAUGAAGUUCUGGGCCGAGAACUUCUGCUUCUCCUGAUGCAGUUCAUGUGUAAAGAGUACAACGACGACAACCCACGAAUCCGCCGCCUCGUGGAUGGAGUUCGCAUUCAUCUAGUGCCGUCACUCAACCCUGAUGCCUACGAGCUCGCAUACGAGAUGGGCUCUGAGAUGGGAAAUUGGGCUUUGGGUCAUUGGACAGAGGAAGGCUACGACAUUUUCCAGAACUUCCCAGAUCUGAACAGCAUUCUGUGGGGUGCGGAAGACAGGGGAUGGGUUCCACGGAUCGUUCCAAAUCAUCACAUUGCCAUUCCCGAGAAUUUCCUCAACGGUUCUGUGGCUGUUGAAACCAAAGCCAUCAUCGCGUGGAUGGAGAGGACGCCGUUUGUUCUGGGGGCUAAUCUGCAGGGCGGAGAAAAGAUUGUCGUCUACCCCUUUGACAUGCAACGUCCGACCCGGGCCGACGACAGAGGAAACCAGCCGGUUCUGCAAUAUCACCAGAUGAAUGAAGAGACGUGGGCCAGGAUCCAGCGACAGAACGAGGGCGCCCUGCGCGAGACCGCCGACGAAAACCUGUUCCGCUGGCUGGCCAUGACCUACGCUCACAGUCACCUCACCAUGACGGAGAACCACCGCGGUUCCUGUCACACAGAUGACAUCACAGGCGGCCAGGGCAUCAUCAACCGUGCCAGCUGGAAGCCUGUCGUUGGAGGCAUGAACGACUUCAGCUAUCUGCACACUAACUGUUUCGAGAUCUCCAUCUUUCUGGGCUGUGAUAAAUUCCCUCAUGAGAGUGAACUGGCAAUGGAGUGGGAGAACAACCGAGAGGCUCUGCUGGCUUUCAUUGAGCAGGUGCAUCGUGGUAUUAAAGGGGUUGUGAGGGACGUGGACGGGAAUCUUCUAGCAAAUGCCACAAUCUCGGUGGAGGGCAUCAAACAUGACAUGAAAACCGCUCCCACUGGUGAUUACUGGCGACUUCUAAACCCCGGCGAGUAUCGUGUUACGGCGAGGGCAGACGGGUACUCAUCGCAGACUCGUCUUUGUGUUGUGGGCUAUGACGCCACUGCAACACCCUGUAGCUUCACUCUGACUAAAUCUAACUGGGCUCGGAUCCAACAGAUCAUGUCUCAGAGUGGAAAGAAACCGAGGUUGGCCACCAACAGCAAGGGAAGCCCAAACAGCCGCGUCGGUGUUGAGAGUACAAGGAGCACUGCGGCCCCCCAAAACGAGCGUCUGCGCCGCCUGCGUCUGAUGCGUCUGCGCAGGCUGCGACUGGAGAGGAUGAAGGGCAGUAUGACCACAGUUGCCACCACAACGACCACCACCCGUCCGCCCACUACAACAAUGUCAACAACAACUGAGGCCACGACCUCGUGGUAUGAUUCGUGGUUUGGAAAGGACAGUGUAACCACUGAAGACUAUACCUUUGAAUACAGAAUCGAUGAUUAUUAGAAGUGAAGUAAUAAGUGCAAUAUUGACCUUUAUGUUCAUUAUCUAGUAUUUUAAAUUGGUAAGAUUUAAGAAUAUCAGAUUACAGAACAUUUCUCUGUGGAACAGAGUAUGAAGACAGGAAAAUAUCGUUUUUAUUUAAUUCAAGGUAUCUUGUGUGAAUGCUCAUCAGAAUGAGAUUAAAAGAUGGAAUCAUUUCCCAUUGAGCUGUCAUCACAUUACUGGCUUGUGUACACCACUAUUAUAAUGUACACAUUUUUGUAAUAAAAUGUCUAAAUCGAA
Messenger RNA from Triplophysa dalaica, 3576 nucleotides. RefSeq names its product AE binding protein 1a (gene aebp1a). The transcript is spliced from 19 exons. The record is from RefSeq and is a predicted model, not a curated record. Lineage: Eukaryota; Metazoa; Chordata; Actinopteri; Cypriniformes; Nemacheilidae. Gene Ontology annotation, molecular function: DNA-binding transcription repressor activity, RNA polymerase II-specific; RNA polymerase II transcription regulatory region sequence-specific DNA binding; zinc ion binding. Gene Ontology annotation, biological process: proteolysis; negative regulation of transcription by RNA polymerase II. Bases 295 to 3297 code for a protein of 1000 amino acids.